This is a messenger RNA of Sphaeramia orbicularis (orbiculate cardinalfish), 4757 nucleotides long. It is a transcript of the gene slc30a1a, whose product is annotated as solute carrier family 30 member 1a. The coding region runs from base 403 to 1902 and encodes 499 amino acids. Gene Ontology annotation, molecular function: zinc ion transmembrane transporter activity; calcium channel inhibitor activity. Gene Ontology annotation, biological process: detoxification of zinc ion; zinc ion transmembrane transport; intracellular zinc ion homeostasis. The transcript has 2 exons. Lineage: Eukaryota; Metazoa; Chordata; Actinopteri; Kurtiformes; Apogonidae. The record is from RefSeq and is a predicted model, not a curated record. Gene Ontology annotation, cellular component: membrane; Golgi apparatus; endoplasmic reticulum.
AAGCGGGGCGUGUCUAUGUCAGGGUUUGUUCCGUGUGAAAACUUUACCGGCUCGGGUGCAAAGUUUCAGCCGUCUGCAAACCAGUGGCUCGUCGGCAAACAUCUGAAAUAUGCUGGAACCUACCAGGGUGUGUUUAAAGGACACAUAAGUACAGUCCGUAUCAUAUUUCCGAUUUAUUCUACUUGUGUUUUAGACUAUUAGUCGAGUGAUGCUGCCGUGCUUGGAUUACUGUAGUGAAUGAAGACGCCGUUAGCUUUGGGUCGUAUUGUCUCAGGGAAGCAGCUAGCUUAACCUAAGUCAUUAGCGGCAGUUGAGUUAAACCGGACAGCUAGCUAGCCCAUGUCCUCCUGAGAAGACGCUUUUUCACCGUUAGUUCCAUCCUCUAAGUGUGAGAAAGGGAAAAUGGCCUGUGAGCCCAACCGUGCCCGGCUGCUAUGCAUGCUCUCAUUGACUUUUGGCUUUUUCAUAGUGGAAGUGGUGGUCAGCCGGAUUACCUCCUCUCUGUCGAUGCUGUCGGACUCCUUUCAUAUGCUGUCGGAUGUCAUUGCGUUAGUGGUGGCUCUGGUCGCCGUACGAUUCGCGGAAAAAACCCAUGCGACAAACAAAAACACCUUCGGGUGGAUCCGGGCGGAGGUGAUGGGGGCUCUGGUCAACGCCGUCUUCCUCACGGCUCUGUGCUUCACCAUCGUCCUCGAGGCUAUCGAGCGCUUCACCGAGCCUCAUGAGAUCGAGGGCCCCGCCGUGGUGGCCGGGGUCGGAGCUGCGGGGCUCCUCAUCAACCUGCUCGGACUGUGCUUGUUCCAUGGACAGGGUGGAGGGGGUCACGGACACUCCCACGGAGGUCACUCCCAUGGGAGUAAGAGCAAGAGGGGUAAAAACCAAAAGGCUGGGAAUGGGUCCUCAGGAGAGGAGACCAACAACUUAGUGGGAAAUCACAACAGCCCAGGUGAAGUCCACUCAGAGAGAAGGAGAAAUGAAAUCAGCUGUAAAGACAGCACAGAGGUGCAGAUGAACGGCAACACCCAUUAUGAGGAGAUGGACCAGGAGCACAGCUCGUCUUCACAGCUCAACAUGCGUGGCGUGUUCCUCCACGUGCUCGGCGACGCCCUGGGCUCCGUCAUCGUGGUGGUUAAUGCUAUAAUAUUUUAUUUAGUGUGGCAACCGUGCACAGAUGAGUUUUGUGAGAAUUUAUGUGUCAACAGCCACAUCACGGACCACCGGCAUAUUAAUCACACAGUGGUGGACCUGAAGGAGGGUAACACUACAUCGCCCUUGAAGAGGGCCGGCCCCUGCUGGGUUCUCUACCUGGAUCCGACCCUCUGCAUCAUCAUGGUGUGCAUCCUGCUGUAUACUACAUACCCGCUGCUGAAGGAGUCGGCCCUCAUCCUGCUUCAGACCGUACCGAAGCAGAUCAACAUGCACCGACUCAACGAGCGGCUGCUGAGUCUGGAUGGCGUCCUGGCCAUCCACGAGCUGCACAUCUGGCAGCUGGCCGGCAGCCGCAUCAUCGCCACAGCGCACAUCAAGUGCCACGACCCCACAUCCUACAUGGAGGUGGCCAAACGCAUUAAGGACUUCUUCCACGACGAAGGCAUCCACGCCACCACCAUUCAGCCGGAGUUUGUCACAUUCAGCUCAGAGUCUCGAGACUCCCUUUGUGAGCUUUCCUGUCGGACUCAGUGCGCUCCAAAGCUGUGCUGUGGCUCCGCGGACAAACAGAACUCUGACAAGAAGGCCGGCGGUGACGGCAAAGCCUCCGCUGCCGCUGCUACUGCCGACGCCGCCAGCUCCUCCUCUGCCCUGGAGGUGAUCAGCGAGACUACGGAGCAGGCCACCGUCCAGGUGUGUCCCCGUACAAACCCAGAGGUCACCAUCACUAGGGAGGUGGAGUCGUCUCUGUGAGAUGGAGGGUGGGAACCAGGGGAGAGGCUGAAACACAACCAUGUCCAGCAGAAAUAGUCAUCAUUUCAGGACGUUGGUCUUUGUUGUUUUUUUUUUUUUUUUUGAUCUGUUCACUCCUGGGCUAAAAUAGGUAACCUGUUUUCAGGAUAUUUGUGUUGCUGUUUUAUUGAAUAGUGGUAAAAUAUUCAGUCAUUCAUUCAUUUUCCAUACAUCUUAAUCAUCUGUAGGUUUGUGAUGGGUUCUGCAUCCUAUCCCAACCACCUGGUAGUAAGAUACACGACCAUAAAGUACCAAGUUUAUGUAUGUGUUUAAGCUUUUUUGACCUGCUUACACACACUUGGAGGAAAUUACAUUAAUAUAAUGAUUUUUAUAAUUCAUUCGUAACUGAUGUCAAGUUAAUUCUAUUUUAUUUCUAUAGGCUUUUUCAAACCAUUAGAAGACUCGUAAACUGAAAUUUCUCAACUACUGUGACGAGACGAGGUAACAUUAGAUUGAAUACAAUAGUUGUUCUACUCCUGGAGAUAAACCUUUUAAAAAGUGGGAAGUGUCUGUUAUUUGCAGAAUUGUAACUGUAUGUUAAUUUCAUCAGUGAGUUAAGAUAGAUUUGUUUUUCUUUGAGCUGCAUUCUGUGAAAAAAAAAAAAAUCUACGAUUAUGCAAAAAUGCAUAGCUAAACCCUCCACUCAUCCUUUAAUGCUCUUUCUUAAAGAUAAGGUGUAAGCAGGGGUUAAUACAAUUCUAAUUAACUCUAGAACAGUGAGACAUUUUGGAUUAAGACCUUAUCCAAUCGGUCUUCAUCAGCCCAUGUAAUUUUGUCCAAAGUAUUAUCAGACCAUCAGUAAUUGUCACAAUGAUUAUUUGUGGUUUUAAACUCUUCUUUAUUGAGGUAGAACAGGAAAUUAUGAUAAUAUCCAACAUUAAAAUAUGCAUGUGUUAAAUGAAGCACUUGAAGUAUAGGUAUAAAAGAAUUACCUGAUAAUUAGAGUAAAGCAAAAAAAAAAAAAAAUUAGAGCUCUUUUUUUAUUAUUCACCUCUAAAUGUCUAACUUUUAGAAAAACCGAUUCAAAACAUUUUGACAGAGACACAUUUCACAUGCCUCUGUUCAGUCAAACAAAAACUAAAAGCACAAAAUAUGAUGAAAGCCGUUCCCUCAUUGUUUUUGCCCAGGACUUUAGAAAAGGAAAAUGACUGUGGGAAGGAAACGAUCUUCCUUUUUUUAGUCUGUCAUUGCCCCCCUUUUGUUGCAGGGCCCUCCCUGUUUCUGAGCCUCACCUACCUUCAUCAUCUCCUCGUACCCCCCCCUCACUCCCCCCUCCUUCCGGCCUCUCCUCUGCUACUCGGACCCUCUCUUGCCGCCCGUCGCCCUGGCGGUACGGCGCCGAUGCAUGUCGGGGUUCACUGACCUCGCUAUCUCCUCCAGGACUGGAGCGAGGCCUGCAUGAGUGUCCCUCAUUAGCACCGUGUCGUGAUGCGUCAUCUCGUCCCAUGGUGUUUCUGUGCCAAAGCUUCUCACUGCAGGACUGAAGGGAACGCAGAGACGCUUUUCUUCUCCUCCACAAGGACACACAAAACAAUUACAUGCAAGUCAGAGCACACACGUUUGGGUUAUUUUGUUUAUCCUAUGGACCUGUUUGCAAAGAGUCUACCUUGUGUUUUAUGAGUAGGCUUUAAGCAGAUCUAUUUUCUUAACCUCUGGCCCCAAAUGGAAGAGUAUUGUAUUGCAUAAUAAUUUAAGUAUUUAAGUUAUUAGAAAUGAUCUAUUUCUCUCAGUAGAUGCUGUUUGUAAUACUUAGUUUGGAUUAUAUAUAGAAACAUUUUUGCAAUUUUGUGUCUUGGAUUUUUUGACAGACCAUUUAUGCUGUAGUCAGUUUUUCAAAUGUGAUGUUUUAUAAUGAUUUUCCUUCUCGGACUCUUUCUCCGGCCUUGACUCAGACUUUAUCGCAGUCAUUAGUUGGAUACAAACGCUGUUUCGACUCCUCUCACCUUGCCUUUUUAAAUGCAUAAACUGCUGUGGUUAUAGCACUAAGUAUAGUCGACACGGUGUAUAUGAAUUUGUUCCAAUGGCACAGUCACAUAAGUAUGUUUAUGUUCAAGUUUUAAUGCCUUGUGAUCCAAGGCCAUGUCCACACUGAUACGUUCCUGUGUUCAAACGCGUAUCUUGUGCUGCGUUUCUACCUUGUGUCCACACUACUCUGGUUGUAACUCGAGGAUUGUAUUGUACUGUGUAACGGAGUAAAGGACGGGGGGACCUUUUAGAAUCAAUGACUCAGACUCCUGCGAAUGUUCCCCGAUUGGGUUUUAUCAAUCGAAAAUAAUGCGACACCGCCCUCAAACCAGCGCAUAAUACCAAAUUCCAGACUACUGUUUGGAUGACCAAACCCAGACUCGGUGUUUGAGCUCAGUGCGAGCUCCCGUUUGCUGCUUACCGGUCCCUGCUGGUAUACUCCGACGAAACUCGUAACUGUAGGUAACGACUCACCACACAGCGCGUACUGUCCUCCACAGGCUGUUUGAAGUCCAUUUAGUGGCCUUUGAAAUUGUAAGAAUCCUCCCUCAUCACCUCAGACAUGAUUUAUAAGGUGAGCCAUCGAUGCAUUUUUAGAUUUUCUCUCAAUUCAAUGUGUAUGCAAUAUGUGCUGGGAUGCGUUCCAUCAUUUGUAAUGUUCGGUCACUUUUACGCUGCGUCUUUGAGACUUGAGCUCUGUGUGCAAAACAAAGUGUUGUGUUUUUUUUUUUUUUUUAAUUUUAGAUAUGACAUGUCAGCUGAUGUGUUUUUGAUAUAUACAGUAUAUCCACAGUACCUGUUCAAUGUGUCAGUGAAAUAAAAAAAUGUGACUGUUUGGUACAGUUGAUGAA